This is a messenger RNA of Medioppia subpectinata, 2689 nucleotides long. NCBI's taxonomy places the organism in Eukaryota, Metazoa, Arthropoda, Arachnida, Sarcoptiformes, Oppiidae. The record is from the annotation of a GenBank genome assembly.
AGGAGAGCGCAAGACUUGAUGACAAACACUUUGGUUACUAACAGAUUGAUUGUGGCCUUCAAUUGCAAUCAUAUUCUGGUUUUAAAGUGAUUUUCUGGCCAUAAAUAUACUGUUUUAUUGGGCAUUGGAUUCAAUACAUACUCCAGUGAUUGUAUCGUAAGUUUUGGCUGCCGUUCAUAAUAUUUGCCAUUCAAUUGCCAACCACUGCAAGAAUAUGGCAUCAGAUUUGCCUGUCUUUGGCUAUUGGAAUAUACGUGGAUUAGGACAACCGAUACGGCUAUUAUUGGCAUACACUGAGACCGAGUACACCGACAAACGAUACAAUUACGGUCCGCCACAUGAAGAUCAGGUCGAAUGGUAUGAAAGCAAGAAGAGCUUUGGUCUGGACUUUCCCAAUUUGCCGUAUUAUAUCGAUGGAGACGUGAAAAUCACGCAAAGCUUGACGAUAAUGCGGUACCUGUCGAAGAAGCACCGGUUGGCCGGACAUAAUGAACGCGAGAAGAUUAGGAUCGAUGUACUGGAGGGUCAACUCAAGGACUAUAGGGCCGGCUUUCUUGAGGCCACUUUUGAUCCGCACUUCGAAACAGCGAGAGUUGAGUACCUGAAGACAGUGCCGUCAGUACUCAAAUCGUUGAGCGACUUUCUCGGCGAUCAUCCGUACUUCGCCGGAAAGUCCAUCAGUUAUGUGGACUUUAUUGCUUACGAGUUCAUUGAUCUGCACUACUAUCUGGAACCGGAACUGUUCGCACACCACCCGAAUCUCAAGGAGUUCUUGGGCCGCAUCGAAGAGUUGCCCACAGUUCAUAAGUAUCAAUACUCAGACAAUUACAUCCGUUGGCCGUCAGGACUAGUGGUCAGAUGGUAUAAGAAUGUCAGGGCGUGUGGUGUGAGGGUUGGGUGCAAUAGCCUAUGGAUAGGUUGGCAGUGCUGUGAGUGCUGUGGCAUUGGAGUGAAACACCGCUCUCUCGCUCUCGCACUCACUCGCAGUGUAUGGAAAGGCGAAGGCAUUGAGCAAAAGGCAGACCAAACACACAAAAAGGCGUUCAAUUUGUUCGCCAUUUUUGAACACAUUCUCCAUUCACUCAAUGCAUACGUUCUCAUAGAUUUUUCGGGGCUUACGUCCAAAGGGGAGAACAAAUCAAAACAAAAGUAUCAGUCAUUGAAUAUCAAUAAUCUAUAUAAAGGCAAAAGUCUUGAAACCACAAAGACAUCAGUCGCUCCAAAACAUGGUUUGCAAACGUUGGGCAAAGUGGGCGCCGGUCGGCGAAUGCCACCGCCGGCUAAUCUGCCAUCUCUGAAGAGUCAAACCACAACCAAUCAGAACAUAACAUUAGUUCCUACAGGAGGUCAAGGAUGGGGUUCAGGGAAAGACGAGGACAGUGGAGCGACGCCUCCUUUGCAAACUUCAUCGACUGGUGUCGACGCGCAGCCAUUGAGUGCACAAAAGCCGAGCGCCGGGCCAUUGAAUCCAUUGAUGACGUCAUCGACCGCUACAACCGAUACAAAUGUUGGAGCCAUUGCUUUAGGCUUAACGUCAGCCGCAUUGACAGCUCAAUCAAAGACAUGGAGCACAAUAACUGCCACCGCAGAGCACCCGGAAAGUGGUCCCGAGAAGAGCUUCUCAGUCCAACAGUUGCCGUUUUUUCCUCAGGAAUUCCCGAAACUCGAUGGUGGGAAUGCCCCUCAAGACGCGACCACAAAGCCAAGUGCCGAGAUUUCAUACGGGCCCGGACCCAGUCUGCGGCCGCAGACCGAAGGCAGUUGGGGCAGAGGCACACUCCAGGCCCCGCAGCCCGGCAUCAAUCCCAACGCAAACCAAUCACCGAAUGCUGGCAGCGCCGCGUCAGGACAGCCACCGUCUCAUCCCAACGAUCAAAACAUACCGCAAAUGGCCAGAGGCUUAUACCCCCAAUCCGGUGGCCCCCCGACCCAAAGGGGGCCGAUGCCGGGCGCCGUUCCCAUUAUGCCCGCCGCUAACCAAACCGGCGGUCCUCUAAUGCCGGGACAGCAACCCAUGAAUUUCAACCAAUACAGAAUGAUUACUCCAUAUCCGCCACAUAUGUCUUAUCCGGGCCAGAGAGGCGCGUACCCGACCGGUCCGUUUCCACCACAAGGUUUCACACCACACGGACCUAUCAAUACACGGCAGCCUUACUUCCCCGACAGAGCCGGCCAACGACCAGGUGAAGAGUCUGGAGGACCGCCCGGAAGACCGGCGCCUCCUAUUAUCACUGAUAAAGAUUUAAAAGGCUUCGACGAUAUGCUUGAUAGUGGUGUGCAAAAGGGUUGGGCCGCGCAAAACACUGAAGUCGAUUACAACGCAAAGAUCAUGUUUAGUGACGACGAGAACGAUGACUCGCAUCCCAACAAAGAGCCCAAUUAUGAUCCCAGAGAAGUGAGACAUUCGGGUGACGGACGACAGAAAGAUCGGGAACGAAGGGAAAGGGACUCCGAUAGAGGCGAAGAACGACCCAAAUCGUACCGAUCGCCGCAACAACAGCAGUGGCAAAACCAAUCUCAAAAUAUGGCACCGAAUCCACGAAACAGUAAUUACGAUAACCAACCGCAACAACAACAUCCACACCACGACUCGCAACAGCCGUAUCCGCGAUCGCAAGACAGGCAUUCGCAGAAUUAUCCGCAUUCGCGUCACAAUAGAUCUGAUCACCCAAUGGCUGACGACGACGAG